UUGGACUUGUGAUGCUUCACUGUCAUCCCAUCCUUCUCUUAUAUAUUUUCUCAUCAUUCCUUUUUUAUUUCCCUGCAAACACAAUUUUAGCUCUCUUCUUCUCUUCUAAUUAAGCUCAUGUAUCAACUACCAAUCUUCGCUCCUCUACUUUUGCUUUUCUUCUCCUUCUUCUUCUUCACAUUCAUCCCGGUUUCAUCUUAUGAUGGGCCGCUUUAUGAUUCAUCUGCUUACACUGAGUGUAAAUUGCAAGCUGAGCGGCCACUCUACAAUGGAGGGAUGCUCAAGGACAAUGGAGAUGGACUCAAUUCAUCAUCAUUUCCACUUGAAAAUCUACACGAGGCCACUAAAUAUUGUUUUUCCAUUUGGAUCAGGCUCAAGGAUGCAGAAUCAGCUCUGGUAACGGCUAGUCUAGUCACACAGGAAGGCACACGCCUCAAAUGCAUUGGAACUGUCACAGCAUAUAAAGGAUGUUGGUCGUUUCUCAAGGGUGGAUUUGUAUUGUCUUCACCUUCAAAUUCAUCUACGCUUUACAUCAAGAAUUCAGACAAUAGAGAUGUGGGUAUAGAAAUCGCGAGCGCCUCUCUGCAGCCUUUCACUCAACAGCAAUGGCGACUCAAUCAAGACACCAAGAUCAAUCAGGCCAGAAAACGAGCCGUUACACUUCAUGUUUCAAGCAGGCAGGGAAGGGAAGUGCAAGGAGCUGCAAUUAGAGUAGAGCAAGUCUCCAAAGACUUCCCCUUCGGAUCAGCUAUAGCCCAAAGCAUAAUAGCAAAUCCACCUUAUCAGAAGUGGUUUGUGGAGCGAUUCAAUGCAGCCGUAUUCGAAAACGAACUCAAGUGGAACGCAACCGAAUUCACACAAGGCCAACUCAACUACACUCUCCCAGAUCAGAUGCUUGAAUUCGUACGAGCAAACCAGAUCACAGUGAGAGGCCACAACAUUUUCUGGGAGAAUCCGCAGUUCGUCCCGAAAUGGGUCCGAAACCUGACCGGAUCCGACCUCGAAUCAGCUGUGAAAUCAAGGAUAGAGAGCUUGAUGCACAAGUACAGAGGAGAGUUCGUGCACUGGGAUGUCAACAACGAGAUGCUGCACUACGACUUCUACGAGGAACGCCUCGGCCCUAACGCCACGCUGCACUUCUUCAAGACAGCGCACCAAGCUGACCCCUUGGCAACGCUGUUCAUGAACGAGUUCAACGUGGUGGAAACGUGCAGCGAUGUUGAAUCAACGGUUGAUACUUAUGUCUCGAGAAUGCGAGGCCUCAAACAGGGAGGCGUCGCGGUCAACGGGGUGGGGCUUCAGGGUCAUUUUGAUGUGCCCAAUUCUCCAUUGAUGAGAGGUGUUCUCGACAAACUAGCCACUCUUGGCCUUCCAAUUUGGCUCACAGAAGUUGAUAUAAGCAACAAGUUCAACAAGGAAACACAGGCUGUCUACUUAGAGGAGGUUCUCAGAGAAGGGUUCUCGCAUCCGGCAGUGAACGGGAUAAUGUUGUGGUCGGCGCUUCGUCGUGGCAGCUGUUACCAGAUGUGCCUAACUGACGGUAACUUUAGCAACCUUCCGACAGGGGACGCAGUCGACAAGCUUCUGAAAGAGUGGAGUAGCGAUGUGUUGGAAGGGAGAACUGAUGAGCAUGGUUCCUACAGCUUCUAUGCUUUCUUAGGUGAAUACAAAGUCACCGCAAACUAUGGUAAUAAAACAGUUGAUUCCACAUUUUCUCUCUCACAAGGCAGAGAAACUAGACAUUUUAACAUCCAAUUGUAACAUGUUAUUGUGUAUUAUGUAGUUCCGGCCUCAACAAAAAAUAUCAUAGCACUUAUUCAAA
Molecule: messenger RNA, 1822 nt
Organism: Salvia miltiorrhiza (redroot sage)
Lineage: Eukaryota; Viridiplantae; Streptophyta; Magnoliopsida; Lamiales; Lamiaceae
Product: endo-1,4-beta-xylanase 5-like
Exons: 6
Coding region: 118-1761 (547 amino acids)
Biological process (GO): carbohydrate metabolic process
Molecular function (GO): hydrolase activity, hydrolyzing O-glycosyl compounds
Source: RefSeq, a predicted model, not a curated record